AUGGGCAUCAAGAAAAAAUCCACUACCAAGAAGAAAUCCAAUCAAACCAAUAAGAGAAAGCGUGAUGAAAUUUCCAAGAGAGAGGCCAAUCCAGCUGAUGAAAACAAGAUCCAUGACAUUCCAACUGUAAGAUACAUCUUUGGGAACAGAAUUUGCAACAAUGUAGCAUUUGUGGAAGAUGUUUAUUGCAAUUUUAAGCCAUAUGAUGUUGCUUUGAUCAGGGCUCUCUUCAAAGCUCAAGAACAAAAACACCAAACGCAAGAUUUUAAUGAAAGUUUGAUCAAUAAUGUAGGGAAGGAUGAUGAUCAUGAUUGUGAUAUUGCUUUGUUUGAGUAUUAUGACACCACAGACAACAAAACUAAACUUUAUCAAAAUAGAAGAAAGGCAGUUAGUAUUACACUUUCUCAAAAACAAAGCAAUGUUUAUUUUUUUUCUAAAUGUGCUAAUUACAGUGCUUUUACAACAAAGCCAAUCAAAGCUUGCUUUGAAUUUGAUGAUUACAGAGUUUACAAAUGUAAGGAAAGCAAUUCCAAGCAGGCUGGUAAAUUCUCCUACCGAACUAUUUCAUCUACCUUGCUUAAACCAACAUGUGAAUCAACUUGUGGUUGGAUUUUAAUGAAUCCAAUCAAUAGAUUUGAAAUUAUUGAUGUUAUAUUUGAUAUUGAAAUGUAUAAUGAAUUGAAAGAUAUUCCAAAUAUUGAUUUACAACAGAGAAAGAUUGAUGAUGGAGAGAAUACUGAUAAACCAAUCACCCUAACUGAAAUUCCUAUUAUCAAUGACAAUCGAUACGAUAAAGACGAUCACAUUACCGCAUGUAUUGGUGAUUUAACCAAUGAUCAAUCUGUAUUUGAAUCACAAGUCAACCAUAACAAUCAGGUUAUAAUGUCUAUCCCUGAUUCGCCUCCACAAACUACUCAACCAUCUGCAAAUCCUAGUCCUGCUCAGCCUUGUGAAGAACACAAUAAUGAGCAGUACAAUUUGCUUCCUGCUUUGAGUUCCAAAAAGCCACUACUUGAUGAAGUCUUACUUGAUAUGAAAUGGUGUAGCUAUGAAGAAGAGUUCCGACAAGAAGCCACUAGUUUUAAUAAUUACUAUGAUGAUAGAUUAUGA
Messenger RNA from Naegleria gruberi, 1110 nucleotides. RefSeq lists its product as uncharacterized. NCBI's taxonomy places the organism in Eukaryota, Heterolobosea, Eutetramitea, Acrasida, Naegleriidae. The transcript has a single exon. The coding region runs from base 1 to 1110 and encodes 369 amino acids. The record is from RefSeq and is a predicted model, not a curated record.